Molecule: messenger RNA, 9209 nt
Organism: Parus major (Great Tit)
Lineage: Eukaryota; Metazoa; Chordata; Aves; Passeriformes; Paridae
Gene: SGCZ
Product: sarcoglycan zeta
Exons: 9
Coding region: 4591-5517 (308 amino acids)
Biological process (GO): cardiac muscle tissue development; heart contraction
Cellular component (GO): sarcolemma; sarcoglycan complex
Source: RefSeq, a predicted model, not a curated record
AGUGCUGUUGUGUUUCCAGUUCUCUGCAUACACAUUAAUUACAGAUGCAAGGGAAACAUACAAUGACGCUACUGAAUAUUUUAAAAACAACCCAAAAGCCAAAACCACUUCAGCUUGAAUUCAUGUUAUUCUGACGUUUCAAUUUAACACUGCACAACAGAUUGUGUCUUAGCUUGAAAAGAUAUUAUCUAUUGCAGAAUUGAAGAUCAUACUUUUCAAGUAUUAAGAGCCUGUGUAUCUCCCCUAUAAUCAGCAAAAAAAUGUGUAUAGAAAUUGCGAUCUUACCAGUGGUGAUAAAUCAAAUAGAAAAAAAGCCCAUGACUGUUAUCUUUUUCCAAGUUUUAGCAUUGUUUCACCAAAAUUUUAAAAGAAUAUAUACUUGAGAGAAUUUAAAAAUACUGACUAAAAGGUAGCUAGAAGGACCCUCUUUUUUAUGCCAAGGCCAUUUCUCUUUGCUGACUACAGAUUACUUACAAGUUAUUAAAGAGAGGGAAAUAGAUUAAUGCUAAAAUAAAGAAAUCUAGUGCCUGAAUCAGGAAACUGGGAAGAAAACCUGAUGCUCUGAAUGCCCACAGUACUUAACAGUGUGGAUCACAGGAUUAAUUCUAACAUUAAAUAAAAUACUUCAGUGGGUUUCUUAGAAAAAACCAGAAACUUUGUAUAAAAUUCAGCUAUGUGCUUUUGGAAAUGGAAAUGGUUAGCCACAUCUAAGCAUCUGGCAUCUAGACUUCCUUGGAAGAGAAAGGAAACUGAGUAUGUCUAUUGAAUGUGAGAAUAAAAUAUCUUUUUUGCCAAACCCAGUACAAAUCAUCAGUGCCAAGGCAAAGUGCUUUCCAAAAAGCUUGGAUGGAGACCACUAAGACUUAUUUUAAUCAGAUGUAAGGAAAAAGGAAUAUCAAGCUCUUAUUUCAUGUUAAUACUUGUUAGCUAAAACCCACCAAACAAAACCUCUGCAUACUUUAAAAAAAGUUUAAUUGAUUAAACUGUGCUGCAGUUUGUCAUAGAGCUGUUUAAUUUCAUUCUAGUUUUGACAGGAACUCUUGGAAAUCCUUAUUGAAACUGAUUACCAAAAGAUACUGGUUUACCCUCUUAUCAGUUGUACUGUCUAGUACCUAAGUCUUUUACCUCUAAAUAACUCUAUUUACAAUAGUUUUUAAGGUAAGCAGGAACUAAGAGCUCUGUAAAGCUACUGAAAUUUAUUAUGGCUGAAAUGCAAGAGACAAAUCUCACAGCACACUCUCCAUGCCUCAGCAAACACAUUUAAAUAUAGAUAAGAGGAUAAGUUUCUAAUAGAAAUGGUACAUUUUAGUGCUCAUUCUCUGUGUUUGAACCUACAAAGAUAAAGAGCUGCUGCAGAACAGACCAAAAGAACAAAGUCACAGGACACAGCAACAUUCAUAUGAGGAGCCUAAGGCUCAGGAGCUUAGAGUAUUAGUAAGAAGGGAGGAGAGGAAUAGGUGAGUGCUUAUGAAAUAAGCUAUUACUGUGCUAAGAAUCUGAAUCUUUUGUCUGCUUCUUCUAAACAAGCUGAUAAAUAUACCCACGAAAGCACUUAUUGCACCCCAGUGAAAAUAAUAAAAUUUGUGUGUACCACUGCAUCUUCCUACUUCCAGUGCCCUCCUCUGACAAAAUCCCAGACUGAUAUCAAAAUUUUCAUCACAUUUUAUAAAAUUUCUGACCAUAUUUCAUUUCUUAUGUUCUAGUUAGUUCUAGAAAUUUCAUGUGUCUGAAGUAUCUCCAUGUAAGGAAUAUGGAAACCUUUAUUUUAGCAUUGUUUCCAAGUACUUUUGAAAUUUUGUAAAGACAAACAAAAUUCCCCAAAGCAACAGAAAAAUAAUCAACCCACUCCCCUAACCCAGCCCCCAUUAUAACAUUGUGGUACUACACAUCUUCAGCAUUAGCACUUCUGAAGAGUUAUUGAGAUAAAGAGGAAAAGUUUUCCCUUUUAAUUAUUUUUUCUUUCAUUUCAAGGCAGUCUUCCUUUCACUCAGAAGAGUUUUCUUUCUCUGUCCCAUCCCUGUAGGGAAGUACAAUUAUACUUUGACAUGUCUCUCUCAACUCUUCCCAGCUGUAAAUGAUGUUGGCAAUUCCAUAGGCUGCAGCUCUCUUGUGAGGCUUCCCUGCUGUUAGCUUGCUUUUUUUUUUUUUUUCCAUCUAGUAAAACAUAGUGGAUUUUCUGCCUUUUUCAUUAUAAAAGUAAUGUUAUCCAUGAAGUACCCUUUUACUUAAAUAAUCAUUUUUUUUCUUUAUUGCUUUCUCUGUGAUCCAUUUAAAAAUCAGUCUUUGUUAAUGGAUCUAUGGCCUCUGAACAUAUUUUCUAGCCUCUCUGAUAGUAUUCUCUGAUCACCUUCUCCUUUCAGACAUGAUAAAAGGAGUAAAGGAUACAAUCCUUAUUCAUCCGGAAUUAGUGAGAGUGGAACAAAAUGUUGAGAUUUCUGUGAUGAUGAGAAUUCUGGGGCCAUUCUCCAAAGACUUUUCUCCUCUGGGUAUUUUGCAGUUGCAUAGACACCAUCUAAGCUUCCAAAAAACUCACCUGCUCUUUAAUGUAGCUCUAGGAAGAAAGCCAUUAAGAGCCAAGACUCUUAGCAGAAAGCAUGUCAGGCUUCUGCAAGCAGCACCAGUGCAUCCCACCUAGUCAAGUGUCUGACUCAUGGGGUAGUCUGAAGGCUUUGUAGUAUGUGAUGAUUUGACUAAUGGUCUGGUUUCCUUGUAUCUUGUUUCAUCCUCUCCUUGAAAAGUGAAUUACAUGCAAGGUGCCUUUGCCUGCAGUGUCUUUUUCUAACAUUUUGUUUUGCCUUCAUCUUCUCUCCUCUCUACAAAAAGAAAAUUGCUUCUAUAUUAAGUCAGGAGAUUUGUGACACUCAGCUGUCGAGAAUGUUAAUGCUGUUGUAUCAAACUGUUUCCUAUGAAAGUUUAACAAAUAAAGUAAUUAAAAUUUCUCAUGUAAUCUCCAUAUUUUAUUACUGAUUACUUUUAAAGUAGGAACUGAUAUGAAGAAGCCUGGUGUUACAUUAAAUUACAUCUCAGUUUUACCCUAACCAUUGUACACAAUUUGAAGGCUUGCUUCAACAUAGAGUCCAUCAGUUAGUCCAUGGUUCUAAAGUGCAGAGCAUAAUCACUUGUCUGCACCUUCAUGAAGGGAUGCAGAACAUCCAAAUGUGUGAGGGAUGUAAGUGUUGCAGGAUUAUAACGUAUCUCAGAGAGGGACACCUGACUUUACACUGCUGCAGUUACAUGAUGCACUAAAUCUCUCCCCAUCACCAGCAAAGAGCUGCCUUGCAGAAUGGGAGCAAUGGGGAGAAGUGGCAGAUUUGUCCUGCUGUCUUUGUACAUUCACCAGGGUGAGGAGACUCCCUAUAGCACAUCUGCCUUUUCAUGUAACCAGCCCUGUGACUGCAUAACAAAUUUAACGUUGAGUCUUCCAAAACUGCAGACAUGUUGAGAUAGUCCAAGUUAGAAGUAUGGUCUCUCUAAAUUUCUUUCCAUUUCAGCUCUAGAGGGGGAACAUGUUCACAAAACGUAGUAAUAUCCUGGGGAGCAUUAUGCCCUGCAGGACUCAGUAGAAAAAGGCUCAUAAUCCAUUUGUAUUAAUGCUGAGUAGUAUCUGUAAAGUGAGGCAACAGCCUACAGCAAUAAACAGUGAACUUUGUAAUCCACCAGCUCCAAACACUUUGAACUGACCAGUCUGCUAUGAAAACAGUAGCAUUUGCCACAAAUAUUUGCACAUAUUUGAUACUACAAAAUUACACGUGGCUGAAAGACUAUUGAUUUUUUUUUUUUUUCCUCUGCUUGUUUUGAUUCCCUAGAACAAUACGUUGCACAUAAUGUUUUGGGGCUUGUCCCUUCUGGGAGUCCAUGCUUUUUCAGAUCAGACUGAGUAAUUUUGAAAGUUGUUGCUGCUGUAUUGAUUUUCUGCCCAAAUCCAUUUUGCUAAGUAAACCGAUAGAGGAAGUAGGGCUUGUGAUCAUCUCACAGACACAAUAGACAAGCCCUAGUCCCUUCCAGAACUCCAAGGCUUUAUAAUUUUUAAAUCUGAUUUUUAUUAGACCUAGGUGACCUGUAAAAUAGGAAAACUUCAGAUCUGCUGGGUAAGAUGGAAUAAAAAUAAACAAGUUUGCAAACCCAUUUUCCCUUACUCCUUGUGUCCUUGCAGGGGCGAGUCCUUCCUUUGCUGUAAGCUUUUACUCUGUUAACUCACCAGCCACAAAAUUCCUGCAAUCCCUUCGUGUUUCAUGAGAAAAUGCCUGUAGUCUAUUUCCAGAAAGACCCAGCCUGCCCACACCUCUUCCCACAGGGGGCAAGCCAGCCCACUGUCCCGUCCUGGGGACCUGCUGCCUCUGUGGCUCUUGUAGGUGCCACUGAGAGGGGCGACUGUGAUGCCGCAGGGCCCAGGCCCGGCCGAUGCAGCUCGCCCUCCUCUCCCCUCCCACCUCCCAGCCCCACUAAAGGCCUCGCUAAGCGCUCUGCCUGCUCUGUCCCCCGCCCCAGGAACAGGAGCUCUCCGUGCAGGAUGGUCAGCCAGGGAGGCGAGCAGCGGGAGCUGUACUUGGCACAGCCGGUAACAUGCAUUUGGAACAGGAAUGAAUACAGAUGACACGAGAGCAAUAUAUAUUAGCAACACAACAGAACAGCCUUCCAAGGACUGAACAUCCUCAGUUUUACCCAGUAGGGAUUUAUGGAUGGCGAAAGAGGUGCUUAUACUUCUUUGUCCUUCUGCUGUUGGUUACCAUGAUUGUUAAUUUAGCAAUGACAAUAUGGAUUUUGAAGGUUAUGAAUUUCACAGUGGAUGGAAUGGGAAAUUUGAGAGUCACUAAAAAAGGAAUACGACUUGAAGGAAUAUCUGAAUUUCUACUUCCACUAUAUGUGAAAGAAAUCCAUUCCCGAAAGGAUAGCCCACUGGUCUUACAGUCUGACAGAAAUGUAACAGUGAAUGCAAGAAAUCACAUGGGACAGUUAACUGGACAACUGACAGUAGGAGCUGAUGCUGUGGAAGCUCAGUGUAAGAGAUUUGAAGUGAGAGCAAGUGACAGUGGAAAAGUAUUGUUUUCUGCAGAUGAAGAUGAGAUUGUCAUUGGAGCCGACAGACUGAAAGUAACAGGCACGGAAGGGGCAGUGUUUGGGCACUCUGUGGAGACACCCCAUAUCAGAGCAGAACCUUCCCAAGACCUCAAACUUGAAUCUCCUACUAGAUCUUUGGUGAUGGAAGCACCCAGGGGAGUGCAAGUCAACGCAGCUGCAGGAGACUUAAAGGCUACCUGUAGGAAAGAACUGCACUUACAGUCCACAGAAGGGGAGAUAUUUUUAAAUGCAGAUACAAUCCGCCUGGGAAAUCUACCAGUGGGGUCCUUUUCAUCCUCCUCCUCCUCCUCCUUCUCCUCCUCCUCCUCACCCAGCUCUUCAGCCCCUCGCCAGACAAUCUAUGAGCUCUGCGCCUGUCCCAAUGGUAAACUUUACCUGUCCCCAGCAGGAGCAGGCUCCACAUGUCAAUCCAGUAGCAACAUCUGCUUGUGGAGCUAGAAUGACUCCGUUUUAUCCUCACACCAGAAUAGCCUUUUGUUACUAUCCCUCUGCUUCACAGUUCAGUUCGGUUUCCCUUGUGACAAGUUCGACACUUCAAACGGCCUGCAGAGCAACUUCUUCCACUGUAAGCAGGAAUACAGCGCUGCCUUCUCUUGUGGUUUGUGCUGCCACUCAACACAGAGAUGAGAGAGAGAGAUAUCCAGAAAUCAAUGUAUUCUUCAUCAGGAAACCUAGAACAUAAGAUCACCUUAUUUUCCAAAAGGGACAAUAACACAGGUGCCUUUGCUACUUGAAGUGAAGCACAUAGUUUUAGAUUUUUGCAGGACCUGGAUAUGAACUGCACAUAAAUAUAUAUCUAGAGAGAGAGAGAGAGAGUACAUGAAUUUUCCCAGAAUCUGAUGGUGAGAUGAAUUGGUUCCCCUUGUAUGAUAUAUAACUUUACUGUCUGAAAGCACAAUUUUCCAUUCAUCUUUUUGGAUGUAAACUUUUAUCCCUGAAUUUUAAAAUUUUAAAGCAUUGUGUGAUGCUUGCUUUACUAAACAAAUUCAGUAAAUGGUUUUUAAUACAAAAAGAGACAGAAUUCCUCCCUGAGUUUGGUUUCUUUAAAAAUGUGUUGUUACUAUUUGUCUACUAAGUCUAGGGUUUUGUACACUAGGUAAAUUUUGGAAGUGCUCAGCAAUAUUACUUUAAAAGUUAAAAAUACAUGCUCUUGUUUGUCAGAUCUGAAUGACCUUAUAUUUUCAUGACCAUUGCAUGUGAAGUGAUUGCUUUAAGUAGAACAUACAGUUUCUGGAAAAGAAGAACAGGGUAUAAAAGGAAAUUCUGAUGAUAUGUUUGUUGAUCAGUGUAUUACUCUUCACAAGGUUCUUAUAAUUGGCAAAUACAAAACCAAGAGAGAAAUCUUCAAAGGUACAUCUUGCCCAUUUUCUGACUAUGUUUAACUGCUGCCACUUGAACACAGUACAAACAUUGUUAGUAAUGUAAAGUGUGAUGCUGAGAAGCAGUGCACUAACAACUUGUAUGACAUUCACAUUUAUUAUUCUCUUUUGUUUACUGUCUACUGCUGAGGUUUCAAAGUAAUAGUAGUAUAUAUAAAAUCACAUAUUAAAUGACAUUCAGUAUUAAAAAGUACAUCGAUAUUACCUUGACUUUACCAGGUCUGUGUUUAAAUUAUGCAGCCACAUUUGCACUGAGAUCUCACUACUGACUUUGUUUUUUGACAAGUUUCAUGUGGGAUUUCUUUCUUGUAUCAAUGUUCAUAUUUAUGUGGCUUGAUUGGUAAUUGAAAUCUUAUAAGAAAUGCUUUGGUAUGCUGCUGGUAAAAUUGUCACAACAUUGAUUAACAAGAGUAUCUUGAAACUUGCAGAACCCAGGGAAGUAAAACAAUAUAAAAAUGUUUCCUAAUGUGGAAGAUGGCUUGAUUGUGUGAGGUAAGUAUGUUUUUUAACUCUAUUCUUUAAAUUCACCUAGCUUGUAUUGUUAGAGGCUUCUGAAUCAAAGAUCACCAGUGAUAUGAGAGCUUUUGCAAAGUAAUUCUAAAGCCAGGGGAGAUGGUGCAAGGUGGGUAUUUCCAUACACUUUUUUUUUUUUUUUUUUAGAGAAAAUAAAUGAAAAUUAGUAAACUAGUAUGGUGAUUCCCUUGGCAUCUUAUUAACACCUAAUAAGGCUGACUUUGUUUUCACUUCAGGUGAAAUUCACUCCUAUGCAGAAGACCAGCACAAGACGUGUCAAUGGCUUGACUGGUGCUUGCCUUACCAUUGGCCCUCUUCAGAGGCGUGAAUUUUACCUCAUGGCAAGAAUUCUGUAUUUGCUGGUUUUAACAGUUAAAUGAGGAUUUUAAAUUUAUUAUUUUAUGCCUUCAAAAGAAGGCUGGUAACAGCUGACUUGUUGUCUGAGAUUGUUUUUCUUUGAAAGAAAAUAUACUAGAAAAUAUUGCAAACAAAUGUAUUAGAGCAUGAGGAUUUUGAAGACACUAGAAGGGACAAAAAGAGUUACAGAUGACAAAGAGGAUGACAAUAAAACAUUAGAAAGUGUAGCCACACAAGACAUCCUUAUAACUGGGAUUUAUAGGGAUAUAGAUGUCUUUUUCUUAUGCACACAAGUAGUAGAAUGGUAGAGUGAUAGCCAUGAAUUUCAGAAGGGAAAGUAUAAAGAUAUGGAUGAGGACACAUCUAUGUGUAUUCAUUAUCUGUGCACUCCUACAUACACCUGUUGCUUAAAAGAUGAACAAAUAUAAUGACCUAUCUAAAUCUAUUUAUAUUUAAUCUGAAUUAAAAUGUGGCUUCCUACAAAUUGGAUAAAAGUAGCAAAAAAGCUGAGGAGCUUUUCUUCUCCACAAAAAAACCUGCAGGAUAUCUUGCAGAUAUUUUGUCAAGAAUUUUCCACUGAAAAAUUCUUAUUUGCUUGUUCUUCACUUUCUGAGACUAUUUACCUGUUAUUCAUUUAAAAAAGGUCUCUGUUCACUGAUGGAAGGACCCAAACUUAAUAAAUUUCACACUGACUUGGUUGGGAAUGGGCAGGUAGAAAAAAAAUAUAUUUUUUUACUAGAUUAAUUUUAACAGCAAGACUGAAAUAAUUUGCCACUUUGAAUGAAGUCAGAAGACAUAUGUGGAUAAUACAUUGGACUCCUAAAUAACAAGCCAGUAAAUUCACAUAGCUCUGCACUGUCAGGAUAUUCAUUACUGGAGUCCCAUCAGUAUGAAGUAGAGUAUAUUUAAGACAUUGAACAACCUAUGGGAUAGAAUAGCAAGUUCUCAUUAUAUGUUAAUAAUCUGGUGAAUUUCAUAAUAUUGAUGUUUACUUUAAAUCCACUGAAAACUGUAAGAAGGGAAUUAAACAUUUUUUUAUUUCAAAAAGUAUUUCUAGCCCACAUGAUUUCAGGGAGUAUUGGAAAAGUGAUUUCAGUGCAUUAACCAUAUUAAAAAAUUAAGAUGCCAUCCUUAUGACAACAAUGAAAUAUCUGCAAAGACCUUAUUGGCUACAUGUAUUUAAUAUAUAUGAUAGAUUUAUUUCCUGUAAAAAGUAUUUGUGUCAUAUUAUAGGAUACUGUCUCUUUCUUGGUUUUUUCCUUUAAAAAAAAAAAGAAGAGAAAAAUAAAAGCAUCAGCCAACCUCUCUGAGCACUGUCAGAUGUAUGGUUUGUAUUGCAGUUCAUUCAUUGGUUAAGUGUUAAGACCAAAGACAGACACUUCUAUUAUAUUCAACACUAUGACACUGCUGUUUCUACUAAUUCUGUUGGAAUGAAGAGAUGAAAAGUUGUAAUUACAACAUGAAAUGUAACAUAGUUUAGAUCUGUGCAGCAUUUUGAGCUGUAGAUUUUCAAUUUUUUCCAAGAUUUAAAUUUUUUGUUGGUGUCUUGCAAUUACAUUACUAUUCAUGCAUAUGGGGGUCUUUUGGAGUUCCUAAGAAAACAUGCCAAGACAUUGCUUCUAUGAAUUGAAGUUAUACUGGUUUGCUUGUAAAAUUGGCUUGACUGGAUAAAAUAAUUUGCUUUCAACCAUUUUAGAUGCAGAAUUAAUAAGUCUGGAAGAUACAGCCAUAAAUGUCUAGAAGGAUGAAUGAACGAUGUUUAAGAUAUUUGGUUCAUAACACAAUGUAUCUUUUAGGGUUUUUUGGUUUUUUUGUUUUGUUUUGCUUUGUUUUUAGAUUCCAAAAAACUGCCAAAUAAAAAACAAAUUAAAAACCCACAAA